Molecule: messenger RNA, 1619 nt
Organism: Aethina tumida (small hive beetle)
Lineage: Eukaryota; Metazoa; Arthropoda; Insecta; Coleoptera; Nitidulidae
Product: carbonic anhydrase 4
Exons: 12
Coding region: 36-1568 (510 amino acids)
Molecular function (GO): carbonate dehydratase activity; zinc ion binding
Source: RefSeq, a predicted model, not a curated record
UAUAUAAAAAAACCUAACGGUUUUCUAUCGCUUUUAUGUUUAAUAAAUAUAAAGUCUCCAUGAUGAUUUUUUACAAACUUUUAUCUUUGUUGUCGAUUUCAACUGGAAUAAGUGCCUAUAUUAAUGAUCGUAACAACUAUGGUAUUAGAACUACAAGUUGGUCUUAUUCUGAUAUAGGUAGUUGGGGAAAAAAAUGUAAGAAUGGAAAAAUGCAAAGCCCCAUUCAUAUUGAACCGAAUACAACUAUUAGUGCUGGUUAUAAAAAAUUUCAUAUUAGUAAUGCUGACUCGAAAGAAUUUGCAACCAUAUACAAUAAUGGACACACAGUUCAAAUUCUAUUCCCCAAGUCCAAAAUUAUAUUAAGCGGUGGAGGUUUACUCAGUAGCUACCGUAUUGAUAACAUCCACUUUCAUUGGGGUGGUGAACACACAAUCGCCUCCGAACAACGAGCUGUAUUAGAAGUGCAUUUAGUAUUUUAUGAUGUUAAAUAUAAAAGUACGGAAGAAGCUGCGAAAAAUAAGGGUUUCACAGUCCUCGCAGUGCUUGUGGAUAAUGUAACUCAGUGUGAUCCUUCAAAUUCCUGGACAACAAUUGGAAAUCAAAUUUCAGAUAUAAUCAAAGCCAAUGGGGAAGCUUCUCUUCAGCGUAAAAUCAAAAUUGAAGACUUUUUGCCCUCAUCCCGGUCCUUUUAUCGAUACAUUGGAUCUUUAACCACUCCCGACUGUACUGAAAAUAUUUUGUGGAAUGUUUUCGAGUCGAGAAUUUCCGUGUGCAACCGAAUUGUGAUUAAUAUUGAACGCAUUAUGUGUUCUGCUCAUUGGAAUUAUGGAGAUUUGAGUUCUUGGCCAGCAUCCUGCACGGGAGAGAGUCAAAGCCCAAUCAAUAUCGACCCGAACAAUUUGAAGGCCUCAGAUUUACGUACACAUUCAUUAACUGGCAUUUACAAUAAUAAUCCAGCAAAAAUAGUCAACAACGGACACACGGUUUCCGUACACAUGUUAAACCGAGAGAAGAUCGUGUUGGGAACGGGGGGAACAACCGGCAAUUUUCACUUGGACCACAUUCACUUUCAUUGGCCGUCUGAACACACGAUCGAAGGAAAAAAAUUUCCGCUUGAAAUUCAUCUGGUGUUUAUGCUGUGCAAUUGUAAAAAUUUUUGUUCGUGCUUCAAGUCGUCUAACGUUGUGGUGUUGAGUACUCUAGUUAAGCUGGGUACCAAAUUAAAUGCGUCGUUUAACGAAAUAUGCGAAAAAAUGCAUGAAAUUGAAAAAGCCGAUGUCAACAAUUUUGUGGAACUUGAUAAUACUAUUUGUGUAAGCGAUUUUCUCCCCAAUAAUUUACUAAACUAUUACCGCUACGAAGGGUCGUUAACAACUCCGGAUUGCAGAGAAGGUAUUCCUUGGACCGUUUUCUCCCAGCCAUUAGCUAUCCGUAUGGAUCAGAUAAGAAAAAUAAAACAUAUUCGUGGUCAUGACGGAGAGAUUUUGUGGCGAAAUUCUAGACCUGUACAACCUUUACAUGGUAGAAGGGUGUUUGUACCUAAAAGUUGUGUGCCGAAAAAUUAUUAAUAAAAAAGUUAUUGUCAAACUCAAAUAAAAACAGAAAAUCAAGCCUUAUAA